Microcebus murinus (gray mouse lemur) is the source of this 3418-nucleotide messenger RNA. The record is from RefSeq and is a predicted model, not a curated record. NCBI's taxonomy places the organism in Eukaryota, Metazoa, Chordata, Mammalia, Primates, Cheirogaleidae.
CCUACCUUGAAAAGAAGGUUGGAGUGCAGAUAUCAAUUGAAAUCGAAACUCCUACCCAGAUAUCUUUAGUUGAUGAAGCAUCGGGCGAGAAGGAAGAGAUUGUUGUGACUCUCUUACCAGCUGGUCACUGCCCAGGAUCAGUUAUGUAAGGGGGCUCAUCUAUUUUGCCAUUUUAUUAUAAUGUGUUAUGUGUUGUAUUUGUAGAAAUAAAUUUUUAGGUCUAAAAAUUAAUAUGGAUAGGGAGAUUUGAUUAUUUUUCUGGCCAUUUCUUUAACCUUUCUUUCCAAAUUGAACUUGGGGGAUGGAGGUGAAGAUCAAAUUUGAAACAUGGCUUUCUAACCAUGGAAGUCUUCAAUUACUAUUCCUCCACUGACUUUGCAUUCCCUUGUCACAUGGAUUUUUCUCUCCAUGAAUAGGAAUGGUCUCAAUAUAUAAUUGAGAGUGCUAACAUUCUGUUAUUUCUUUCUACGUAAGAAAAGAGGCGACGGUGAAGUGCCUGGUGUGGUUUUAUAGCUAUAGUCAUUCCAUUAACACUGUAUCAUGAGAGGGAGGUUCAGCAAGAAGCAUUCGCUAUGGAUUUGGCAUGCAUUUGCUUUAUUAAGAUUUUGUAUGAGACUUAGAAGUCACCGAGAUGUAUUUCCUUUUCAGGUUUUUAUUUCAGGGCAAUAAUGGAACUGUCUUGUACACAGGAGACUUCAGAUUGGCGAAAGGAGAAGCUGCCAGAAUGGAGCUUCUGCACUCUGGGGGCAGAGUAAAAGACAUCCAGAGUGUAUAUUUAGAUACCACUUUCUGCGAUCCAAGAUUUUAUCAAAUUCCAAGUCGGGGGGAAUGUCUGAGUGGAAUCUUAGAGCUGGUUCGCAGCUGGAUCACUCGGAGUCCGUGCCAUGUCGUGUGGCUGAACUGCAAGGCAGCUUACGGCUACGAGUAUUUGUUCACCAACCUUAGUGAAGAAUUUGGAGUCCAGGUUCACGUGGAUAAGCUAGACAUGUUUAGAAACAUGCCCGACAUCCUUCAUCAUCUCACGACGGACCGCAGAACCCAGAUCCAUGCGUGCCGGCAUCCAAAGGCAGAAGAAUAUUUUCAGUGGAACAGACUACCUUGUGGAAUUACUUCCAAAAACAGGAUUCCACUCCGCACAAUCAGCAUUAAGCCAUCCACCAUGUGGUUUGGAGAAAGAACCAGAAAAACAGAUGUCAUAGUGAGGACUGGAGAAAGUUCAUACAGAGCUUGUUUUUCUUUUCACUCUUCCUAUAGCGAGAUUAAAGAUUUCUUGAGCUACAUCUGUCCUGUGAACGCAUAUCCAAAUGUCAUUCCAGUAGGCACGACUGUGGAUAAAGUGAUAGAAAUCUUAAAGCCUUUAUGCCGAUCUUCCCAAAGUACUACGCCUAAGUACAAACCACUGGGAAAACUGAAGAAAGCUAGAACACUCUACCAAGACUCAGAAGAAGAUGAUGAUGAUCUCUUUGAUGACCCUCUGCCAGUACCUUUAAGGCACAAGGUUCCAAACCAGCAAAUUGUUCACCCUGAGGUAUUUUCAAUGACUGCAGCAUUAGAAAACCAGCCCGGGAAACUGAGACAAAGCACAGGCUGCUACAAUGCAGAGAGUAUGCAAAGCUCUCUUGUGGCAAACUUUGUAGAUUGUGAAGAAUCCAACAGUGAAAGUGAAGAAGAAUUAGAAAACCCAGCUUCCCUGCAAGAAGAUCUGAGCUCUGUAACACUUCCCCAGCAAAAGGCUGAUGGGGAUGUACCCCAGUGGGAAGUAUUCUUUAAAAGAACUGAUGAAGUCACAGACGAGAGUUUGGAAAACUGCCCUUCUUCUACAGAGGCGGGGGGAUCUCAGUCACCGAAGCUUUUCAGUGACUCUGAUGGAGAAUCAACCCACAUCUCCUCCCAGACUUCCUCUCAGUCAACACACAUAACAGAACAGGGAAGUCAAGGCUGGGACAGCCAAUCUGAUACUGUUUUGUUAUCUUCCCAAGAGAAAAAUGGGGAUGUUACUUCCUCAAACAAAGCUGGCUGUAGACCAAGAAUCAAAGAGACUAUUCCUGCCUCUCACAUGGAACAAAAUGCACUUUGCCCAAAGGAUACUCACUCUGAUUUGAAAAGCAGACAUCAAGAUGUAACGGUAGUUCCUACUGUUGAAGAACCGACUAUUCUAAGUGGUAGGGAACAUAUACCUCAGGAGAAAAGUCAGCUAAAUCUGAGCACAAAUGCAGAUUCACAGAGCUCCUCUGAUUUUGAAAUUCCCUCAACUCCAGAAGCUGAGCUCCCUCAACGAGAACAUUUACGAUAUUUAUAUGAGAAGCUGGCAACAGACUACUGUUGGCCUCCCUGGUUCCCAGACUCUUGUCUUUCCACCCCAGUGACUUGACUAUGUUUUCUUCCCUUGAAGUCAGGCAAUGGCAUGGUAAGUUUCACUUUAAAAUUAGGCCAUUCAGUGUGUAUAAUAAAUAUAAUCUGAAGUGAAGCCUCUUAUAGUAAGCUUUUUGUUUUGUCUUCUAGAAUAACUAACAUAUAUCCACAUGCCCUAGGGUGAAGUAAAGUCAUAAAAUGUCUCCUGAAAUAGGGAAGUGAUUAAAUUGCAUUUGACAGUUGUAAUUAUUUUCAUGCAUAGAUAUUGAAAAAACUUGUUAAUUGCAAUACAUUUGCUUUUCUCUGAAAAUUUCAAUAAAGUUUUAAUUGUAAAGUAAGGCUGCCCACGACCGCUGUUGUAAUAUUCAUGAUUUACUAAUGACAAAGGACCGGGAGGUCUGAGGUACGUGGUGGCUGACGCACAGCUGAGGCACCAACUGGGCUGAGGAACAUGGGAAAGCCACUUUGCCGGAGCAAGUGGUCCACCCAUGAGCGAGGUUACUUUAUCCCACUACCUGCAUCUUUGUGUUUUGUUUUACUGUAUUCUAUUCAAUAAGCAGAAAUCCUCGUGAAUUAAAAGAACUUUGUUUCCUUUGGAAAACUGGAUAAACUCUUUCUGCCAAACAACGUGAUUAAAUUAUGGUGUGAGGAUACGUGCAAAAACUGUCCUUCUGUGGAAGUCAAUAUAUAUUGAGGUUCCAGGAAAAAAGCCUAGACAUACAUUUGAGUAUGUGUCAGACUGAUCCUUCGUAAGGUUUAAGGACUUCUCCCCUUCCUGUCAAGUAACUGCUACAAUUUGGGACUGCUGUCAGCAGGUAUCUGCUCAUGCAAGCAUGUUAAGAGAGCCAACCGGCAAAACCUAAUAUAGCUAAUUUCCCUAAUCCUGUAAGUUUUUAAUUUUUUGGAUGCUAGCAUAAAGCAACACCUGGUACUGUUUUUUUUCUGCUACAGUUUUUCCUACCAUAACCCUGGGUUGUGCCAAAUGCUAUCAGCAUUCAGUGAAAGAAAUAGAUAACAUUGCUUUAAGUCAGAUGAUUAAAUUAUCAUCCAGCAAAGCUAGAAACAC